ACUGGUCCCACGACAAUGGGCGCUCUCCUUGUCUGUCUCAUGCAGCCAUGAUCACCUCUGCGGUCGGCAUCCCCAUCGUCUUCGCCCUUGCCCUUGUCUCGAUCUUAUUCAUCACAUGCUUCUGGAACCGCCGAGAGAACAUCUUUGUCACGGUCAGCCCCCAGCCGGGCCAUGCGCUCCGGGAGCGGCCGCGCAUCUGGGACCUGGACACGGCCGCGCCGAUGCUUGUAGACGCGGUUAGAAUGUGGGAAAACAUAUACCCGUUCGCCGUCACGCGACAGAAACGCCCGGCGCCGCCGGCACUCGACCCAGCCCCUUCAUCCGGCUCAACAAGUGCAUUUGCAGCCCUCGUCUCGAGAUUCCGUCGGACGCCGCCGCCGGGCACCAAGACCGAACCGAUUCCACUACAAGACGCUUUGGAGGACGUGCAAGUGGCGGUUACGAUCGCUAUGCCGUGGGAGCCGCACACACGGCCGCACGAGGCUCCCGAAGGCGCAGAAUCCCCCGUCUACUGCAUUGGGGUGUAUAGAACCGCCCUCGGCAAUCUGGAUACUAUCGUGCAUACCUGUCAGUGCAGGACCUCCCUACAGAUUCUGCGAAGGCUCACUGUGGCGUUUACCAGAGCUGUCUGUAAUACUUGUACCACGCGUGAUGCUUUUACGAAUCGCGAUGACUCCCUGAGGAUCUGA
This is a messenger RNA of Mycena citricolor, 689 nucleotides long. NCBI's taxonomy places the organism in Eukaryota, Fungi, Basidiomycota, Agaricomycetes, Agaricales, Mycenaceae. The record is from the annotation of a GenBank genome assembly.